AAGUGAGGUGGCCUCACUCAGCAGCUGGCAAAGAAGUGAUGCUUGUUGGAAUUGGUGAUAAAAUCAGGGGCAUACUUUACAGGACUCACUCUGACCAGUUUCUGGUGACAUUCAAAGAAGUGGGAAGGAAACCCCCUACUUUUGGAGAUGCAUCUGUUAUUGCCCUCGAAUUACUAAAUUCUGGAUAUGAAUUUGAUGAAGGAUCUAUCAUUUUUAAUCAAGUCAGGUCUGUCAUCUCCUACAAGACAGAUGAGAAGCCCAUAUUUUCCCUUAAUACCAUUGCAAGUGCAGAGCGCAUGGGUAUCUAUGAUGAUAUUGAUGCUGAGGUGCUGCAAAAUUACCAGGAGUACAAUCUGGCAAACAUCAUCUACUGCUCGUUAAGGGAGUCCACCACGAGUGAGCAGAGUGCAAGAAUGACAGCUAUGGACAACGCCAGCAAGAACGCGUCUGAGAUGAUUGACAAGCUGACUUUGACUUUCAACCGUACCCGCCAAGCUGUCAUCACAAACGAGUUGAUUGAAACCAUCUCUGGUGCUGCCGCUCUGGAUUACUGAAA
This is a messenger RNA of Echinops telfairi (small Madagascar hedgehog), 556 nucleotides long. RefSeq names its product ATP synthase subunit gamma, mitochondrial-like. Lineage: Eukaryota; Metazoa; Chordata; Mammalia; Afrosoricida; Tenrecidae. Gene Ontology annotation, biological process: proton motive force-driven ATP synthesis. The coding region runs from base 39 to 554 and encodes 171 amino acids. The transcript has a single exon. Gene Ontology annotation, molecular function: proton-transporting ATP synthase activity, rotational mechanism. The record is from RefSeq and is a predicted model, not a curated record.